AUGACACAGUACAAGCUGACAUAUUUCAAUGGACGGGGUUCCGCAGAGAUCAUUCGGCAGUUAUUCGUUGUCGCAGAGAAAGAUUAUGAAGAUAUACGUCUAGGUGGAGAGGAAUGGGCGAAGCACAAAGCUGGGUACGCUGGUAAGAAUGCUUGGGAGGAGGCCGUAGUAGAUUCAAUCGUCGAUCAAUACAGAGAUUUUAGCACGGACAUUCGGCCAUUUCUCAGAGUUUAUCUGGGAUUCGAAAAGGGCGACCUUGAUGCCAUGACGAAAGAUGUGUUCCUCCCAAAUCGCGAGAAAUUCUUCACAUUCAUGAAAAAAUUUCUUGAUAGCAACAAAUCCGGAUAUCUUGUUGGAGAUUCGCUUACUUGGGCUGAUCUGUAUUUGGCUGAAAUGGCUGAAUUUAGCAAAAAAGUGCCACAACUUUAUGAUGGAUUUCCAGAG
Ostertagia ostertagi is the source of this 444-nucleotide messenger RNA. Lineage: Eukaryota; Metazoa; Nematoda; Chromadorea; Rhabditida; Trichostrongylidae. The record is from the annotation of a GenBank genome assembly.